Messenger RNA from Drosophila elegans, 1202 nucleotides. Its product is annotated as phenoloxidase-activating factor 1-like. Bases 35 to 967 code for a protein of 310 amino acids. The transcript has 2 exons. Lineage: Eukaryota; Metazoa; Arthropoda; Insecta; Diptera; Drosophilidae. The record is from RefSeq and is a predicted model, not a curated record. Gene Ontology annotation, biological process: proteolysis. Gene Ontology annotation, molecular function: serine-type endopeptidase activity.
UAGAGCGUCAGUUACGAUUAAAGAUUACAGCAAGAUGUUUGGAGGAAUUCCAGUGCUCUAUUUCUUUGUAGUUUUUGCUACCAUAUUGUUGCAAAUUCAGGGAGAGUCGUGUGGAUGGUUGAAGGACAGCCAGCUGUUUAAUCGAAAGGAAAUCACAGAACCGGAUGAGUAUGCGUGGAUUGGUCGCGUGGGCUACGGAGAGUCGAGUAAUUUCACCACCGAUUUCUACUGCCUGGCGGUGCUGAUCCAGCCCCAUUUUGCGGUUCUUCCCGCCCACUGUGUGCUGAACCAGGCCAAAGUCGAGGCCACUUUCAUCCUUUUCGGGGACUGGCGUGCCAACGGGGACAUCGUUGAGGCCGAUUGUCGCCUGGAGAAAAGCGGCAGAGUGUGUGCUGUUGCCCCGGAAGCCUACGACAUCGAAGAGUUGAUAGUGCACCCAAAGUACAUGGGUCGGAAGAAUCCCAGUUCCAUCGACCACGACGUCGCACUGGCCAAGCUGCUGCGAGAGGUGAUCUACAGCGACUACGUGGGACCCCUUUGCCUUCCACCACACUUGGAGGACGAGGACGACGACAGUCACAUAGCUCAGAAGCUGCCAAUGGUGGGUUUCAAGCGGCGGUCCAGGAACCAAACAAAUGUGCACAAGGACGAUGAGUUUCGCACGAAGGUGGAGGUGCACACGAUAGGUCUCAAGUACUGUGGCUCCCUGCAAGACCAGUUGCAUCUCUCCAAGAAUCACCUUUGCGCCACGGCAGCUGGGCAAAUGCUUAAUUUUUUCGGAUCACCACUGAUGGGCAUCGAAGUAUCGGACGGUGAGCCGUAUUUCUUUUUCCUGGUCGGACUUCCUACCUUUGGAAAGAUAACAGGUUUCAAGCGCGAUACCGCUUUGUUCGUAUUCACGCGCAUUUCUCCAUACGUGGACUGGAUUAAAAAAAACACUGGAGACUCGGGCAUGACGCCGAAGUAAAUAUGUGAUUGAGCUUUAAGUCCUCUGACGUCAUUAGUUCUCGCUGAUCAGUGCUCUUGAGCAGUAAUAAAUGAGAUAAACUCAAUAUUAAAAUUUGCCUUAAAUUAACUUGCUCAUAGUAAUACUAAAUAUAUGGCAGCUUAAUCUAUUGACUAUCAAUUAACUCGUUACAAACUUACCAUUUUCGAUAAAGAUACUAUAAAUUGUAGCUUGUUAAUAAAAAGUCUUACAAAUA